Neltuma alba is the source of this 878-nucleotide messenger RNA. RefSeq names its product 60S ribosomal protein L10. The transcript has 4 exons. Gene Ontology annotation, biological process: translation. NCBI's taxonomy places the organism in Eukaryota, Viridiplantae, Streptophyta, Magnoliopsida, Fabales, Fabaceae. Gene Ontology annotation, molecular function: structural constituent of ribosome. The record is from RefSeq and is a predicted model, not a curated record. Gene Ontology annotation, cellular component: ribosome. Bases 47 to 709 code for a protein of 220 amino acids.
UGUUCCUGCACCUCGCGAACGCCAAUCGCCCGUUGAGACAGGCACCAUGGGGAGGAGACCAGCAAGGUGCUACAGGCAAAUUAAAAACAAACCUUACCCAAAAUCACGCUACUGCCGUGGAGUUCCUGAUCCUAAGAUCAGAAUUUACGAUGUUGGGAUGAAAAAGAAAGGUGUCGAUGAGUUUCCUUUCUGCGUCCAUCUUGUUAGCUGGGAGAAAGAAAAUGUUUCAAGUGAGGCCCUGGAAGCUGCUAGGAUUGCAUGCAACAAAUAUAUGGCUAAAUUCGCCGGAAAGGAUGCAUUCCACUUGAGGGUUAGGGUACAUCCAUUCCACGUUCUUAGGAUUAACAAGAUGCUUUCAUGUGCUGGAGCUGAUAGGCUCCAAACAGGGAUGAGAGGUGCAUUUGGAAAGCCCCAAGGAACAUGUGCUAGAGUGGCUAUUGGUCAGGUCCUUCUUUCUGUUCGCUGCAAGGACAGCAACAGUCAUCAUGCUCAGGAAGCCCUCCGUCGUGCUAAGUUCAAGUUCCCGGGCCGCCAAAAGAUCAUUGUUAGCAGAAAAUGGGGCUUCACCAAAUUUAGCCGGACCGACUAUGUGAGGUUCAAGUCAGAGAACAGGAUUGUGCCGGAUGGUGUCAAUGCCAAGCUUCUUGGAUGCCAUGGACCUUUGGCUAACCGUGAGCCCGGAAGAGCUUUUCUGCACGCAACUGCUUAGGCCGUCUGUUUCAUCUUUGAAUCAGGAUAAUUAUUAAAGACUGAGUUUUGGUUUCUUAUUUGUUAUCGUUGCUGCAGCAAACCAUGCUAAGAGUUAACUUUUGUUUGUUCGAACUUUCAGUGGAAUGAAUUCUUUUCAGUGGCAUGACUUUAGUUUUGUUUUAUUCCAA